This is a messenger RNA of Botrytis cinerea B05.10, 1618 nucleotides long. RefSeq lists its product as hypothetical. The transcript is spliced from 2 exons. Gene Ontology annotation, biological process: lipid homeostasis. Gene Ontology annotation, cellular component: membrane; endoplasmic reticulum. Lineage: Eukaryota; Fungi; Ascomycota; Leotiomycetes; Helotiales; Sclerotiniaceae. The record is from RefSeq and is a predicted model, not a curated record. Bases 345 to 1436 code for a protein of 363 amino acids.
GAUAUUAUACACAUCACCCCUGUUCCACUUAUCUGUCUCGGUUAAGGAUAUUUAGAUCUAACUUUAAACUGUAAUUGGUUAAUUCUCCCGCAUCUUACAGAAUACACGUUCAAUUUGUUGGGACAGGAAAGUGGAACCUUAUUAAUAUCUGACACCUCGGUCGGUCGUUAUAGACCUGUCUACUUCAUCGUACAUACAUGAAUACAUAAAUAUCUCGACUUCCUCCAUUACAACGAGGAGAGUUAGAUUCGCUCCUAAACACACUCGGUGUGUGUUACGACAAGAAGAUCGUUAUCUUCUCGUCCCUUCCAGACACACCCUAAUUUUCGACAUAUCAUUCUGCGAUGCAUGAUCCAUUUCCUAUCCCACCAUGGCAAUGGCUUAGCCAGGCCGUUCAGCCUUUUGCCGACUACUUCCACCUAACUACGCUACCUCUCCAUAUUCACGAAGUUGUCGGGUCAUUUCUAGCGUACACUUUUAUCAAUAAAGUCGUCGCACCACAAGUUUCCAUGCUCCUGUUCCCCGAGAAGUACUCCAAAUUUUCGGCCGAACGAAAGCUCAACUGGGAUGUGCAUGUGGUCUCACUGUGCCAGAGUUCUCUUAUCAAUGUCCUAGCCCUCUGGGUAAUGUUUGCGGAUGAGGAGCGCAGCAACAUGACAGCACAGGAACGUGUUCAUGGAUAUACGGGUGCUGCUGGCAUGAUCCAAGGUCUGGCGACUGGCUAUUUCCUCUGGGAUUUGAUGAUCACCCUCCAGAAUCUCAGAGUUUUUGGAAUAGGAAUGCUGGCACAUGCGACUAGUGCUCUUUUGGUUUUCUCUUUUGGUUUUAGACCGUUUGUUAACUUUUAUGGUUGCACAUUUAUUCUUUACGAGCUCUCCUCGCCUUUCCUCAACUUCCACUGGUUCUUCGACAAACUCGAUAUGACCGGAUCCAAGCCCCAACUUUACAAUGGAAUUGCCCUCCUCUUUACCUUCUUCUGCUGCCGACUUGUGUGGGGAACAUAUCAGUCGGUUCGUGUUUACCAAGAUGUAUGGAGGUCUAUGCAUAAUCAACCUGCAUUUUCUGCUUCUAUCAAUAUUGAUGCACUCACAAAUGGAACUGCCUCUGCAGUCGACGCAGCAGCAGGUCACAGUGCAGCUCCACUCAAAAAUGACAUCAUGCGCUUUGCCGACGACGAAUUUAUUCCUCUUUGGUUAGGGUUCACAUAUUUGGGAAGCAAUCUUGUGCUCAAUACCUUGAACUUUUACUGGUUCGGAAAAAUGAUUGAGGCCGUCAGAAAGAGAUUCCAGCCUGCCAAAGAAGGCAGACAGAAGGACAAAGCUAUUGCCAUGAAGAGCACUGGUGCUAAUGGCAAAAUCAAGAUCAGCGUCGAAGAGAGUGAGGUUCGUAGACGAAAGGGCUUAGAUGAAGACGAGCCAAUUGCGGCAGUCUCGUAGUUUUGUUUGUGUAUAUGUCAGAGUGUGGAGAAUUGCACGGUUUUGAACAACUGGUAAUUGGCGUUUGUGAGGGCUUCCACUCUUUUGAGUGCAUCGAGAGUUCGUGGUACUUAACUUCAUCCUUCUGUGUUCGAGAGUCUUCAGGCUUCUUUCCAAUUAGAAUUACCCUAUACAUAAAGACA